AUGCGGGACGUCCAGUCCUUCGCGGGCUGGAUGGGCUGGAGGGCCAGGAGGACAGGGCGAAGCGGCGGCGCGGGCGAUGAGCUGGGCCAGCGCGGGCACGGCGGCCUGGAGGGUGCCGGGGAGGCGCCGCCCAAGGUGCGGGCUGGGCGGAGGAGGAGGACGCUGACGGUGCUGCCCCUUGUGGCGCUCAUCUUCUACGAAGUCUCCGGCGGGCCGUUCGGGAUCGAGGAAUCGGUCAACCUGGCGGGGGCCCUUCCUGCCAUCCUGGGGCUGCUCAUCCUUCCUUGUGUAUGGAGCAUCCCAGAGGCGCUGAUCACUGCUGAGCUGGCGACGAUGUUCCCCGAGGACAGCGGCUAUGUUGCGUGGGUGUCUGCUGCAUUUGGCCCUUUCUGGGGCUUCCAAGAGGGCUUCUUGUCGUGGGUCAGUGGUGUGGCAGACAACAGCAUCUACCCACUCAUCCUGGCGGGGAACUUGGAGGUGUUCAUGCCGAUCCUGACGCACGUUUGGGCAACGAGGGCCUUCUGCAUAGUUGUGUCAGUGAUGCUGACAUACCUCAACUGGCGAGGCCUCCAAGUGGUGGGGAGCACAACAGUGUUCCUUACGUGCUUCAUGUUGGCACCCUUUGUGGUGCUCACUAUCAUCGGCAUUCCCAAGAUUCAUGCAUCCAACUGGUUGGACUAUAAACCAGGCCACUUGGAAAAGAACUUCUGGGACUUCAUGAACGUUAUGUUCUGGAACCUGAACUAUUGGGACUCCGUAUCGACGCUGGCUGGAGAGGUCAAGGACCCUGGCACCUCUUUUCCUCGCGCCCUGUCCAUGGGGGUUGUCGCUGUUGUACUUGGCUACCUUGUUCCUGUGCUGGUGGGGGUCGGGGUGAUGGGCCAAGAGAACUGGCCAGAUGGAUUCUUUCCCAUACUUGGGCAAGAGGUGGCCGGUGACUGGCUGAAAGCCUGGAUCGUCCUGGCAGCAGCGGCAAGCCAGAUCGGUCUGUUUGAGGCUGAGAUGUCCAGCGACUCCUACCAGGUGCUGGGCAUGGCAGAACGCGGAAUGCUGCCAAAGCGACUCGGUGUGCGUUCGCGCCAUGGCACACCUACGAUUGGUAUCCUGCUGUCCUCCAGCGGCAUUGCAAUCUUGUGCUUCACUCUGCACUUUCAGAGUGUUGUGGACCUGCUGAACUAUGCCUACUGCCUUGCGGAGCUGCUGGAGUUUGCAGCUUUCAUCUACUUGAGGGUGAAGGCACCAGACAUGCCCCGUUCAUACAGGAUUCCUCUUUCCACCACUGGUGUCUGCAUCAUGCUCUUCCCUGCCACUGUGCUGCUGUUAUACCUCAUCGUCUACCCAUGGAUGCAGCUGAACUAUGUGGUCAUUGGCUUCUGUGUGGGAAUCCUCCUCUCGGGCUCCAUUCUUUGGGCCCUCCUGGAAUGCGCCAGGAAACGCGGCUGGUUCGAGUUUGCAAAAUUGGAAGCGCAGCACAAUUCCGACGCGGACAGUGUGGAUGAGGAGGAAGACGAGCAUGAAGGGCUGCUGCACAGCGGUACGGACCAGAGCGAAUACAAGGCCCUUGAUGGUGUUGACCCCUUGGUGCGCGCUCAGCUGUUUGGCGAGCUGGAGAACACCGAGAAUGUGCUGCUUGAGCCUUUCUUGUAG
Ostreobium quekettii is the source of this 1647-nucleotide messenger RNA. Lineage: Eukaryota; Viridiplantae; Chlorophyta; Ulvophyceae; Bryopsidales; Ostreobiaceae. The record is from the annotation of a GenBank genome assembly.